This is a messenger RNA of Vicia villosa (hairy vetch), 1645 nucleotides long. RefSeq names its product probable glycosyltransferase At5g03795. Gene Ontology annotation, molecular function: glycosyltransferase activity. The transcript is spliced from 6 exons. Lineage: Eukaryota; Viridiplantae; Streptophyta; Magnoliopsida; Fabales; Fabaceae. Bases 142 to 1377 code for a protein of 411 amino acids. The record is from RefSeq and is a predicted model, not a curated record.
AGAAAAAUAGGCAGGCUGUCACCGGCAAAAGAGAAAUACAACAGUUAAAGAAGGUUCCAUUAACAAGCAAAGCUUCACAUCACAGAUUCACCAAAAUCUCACACAUCUCAUUCUUCUUUCUUCUUACUCUAUUCAAUUCUCAUGUCUUCCGUCAAGCAAAACCAACAACAACCCUCAUGCCACACUAUCUUCUCCCUCCGUGGCUCACUCCUAACCCUCGCAAUCCUCACCCUCCUCUCAUUCACAUACCUUUCCCUCAAAUACACCACUCCUUCAUCUCAGGUGACACCAGUUGGGAAGCUUGUAGAUGCAGGAAGAAGCGAACAAGUAGAAGAUGACGAUGAAUUUGGGGAUGUUUAUCACUCGCCACGCGUUUUCAAGUUGAAUUUUGCGGAGAUGGAGAAGAGGUUCAAGGUUUAUAUAUACCCAGAUGGGGAUUCUAAGACUUUUUAUCAGACUCCGAGGAAGCUUACGGGGAAGUAUUCUAGUGAGGGUUAUUUCUUUCAGAAUAUUAGGGAGAGUCGUUUUCGCACUCUUGAUCCCGAUCAGGCUCAUCUCUUUUUUAUUCCUAUUUCAUGUCACAAGAUGCGCGGCAAGGGCACAUCUUAUGAUAAUAUGACCAUAAUUGUACAAAAUUACGUGGAGAGCUUGAUAUCCAAGUAUCCUUAUUGGAACAGAACAUUGGGUGCCGAUCAUUUCUUCGUCACUUGUCAUGAUGUUGGUGUCAGAGCAACAGAAGGACUUCCGUUACUUGUGAAGAAUUCCAUUCGAGCAGUGUGCUCCCCCAGCUAUGAUGUUGGAUUCAUUCCACACAAAGAUGUUGCUCUCCCUCAAGUGCUACAGCCAUUUGCUCUUCCAGCUGGAGGGAAUGAUGUAGAAAAUAGGACUUCUCUUGGAUUUUGGGCUGGUCAUCGUAACUCUAAAAUUAGAGUUAUUCUAGCGCGUGUAUGGGAAAAUGACACAGAACUUGACAUUUCAAAUAACCGAAUUAGUAGGGCUACUGGGCAUCUAGUGUACCAGAAAAGAUUUUACAGGAGUAAGUUUUGUAUAUGCCCUGGUGGAUCACAGGUUAACAGUGCUCGAAUAGCAGACUCUAUCCAUUAUGGAUGCAUACCUGUGAUAUUAUCAAAUUACUAUGACCUUCCUUUUAAUGAUAUUCUUGACUGGAGAAAAUUUGCUGUUGUACUCAAGGAAAGUGAUGUAUAUCAGCUUAAACAAAUUCUCAAAAAUAUAUCGCAGGCCGAGUUUGUUGUACUUCAUAAUAAUUUAGUCAAGAUUCAGAAACACUUCCAGUGGAAUACGCCUCCAGUGAGAUAUGAUGCUUUCCAUAUGGUUAUGUAUGACCUCUGGUUACGCCAUCACACCAUCCAAUACUGAUUCUAAGUCAUUGUCUGUUUUUGCGGAUCAAUGUCCAAGCGCGUGCCAGGAUCAACGCUACAGUUGCAAAUUCUGUUAAAUUACGGUCAAGUGGCAUAUGAAUGCAAGUUGAGUGUAUGUAGAAGUGAAACUAAACAAGCCCCAAGACUCACUCCUAUCCUGUAUACACCUUAAUUAGCAACCCAGAGAGGCACUGUAAAUAACUACAUUACUGUUUUGUAUGUAACAGCUAAUUUUUCAAUAUUCAUGCAUCCACAUUUUUGUAUUA